Molecule: messenger RNA, 2061 nt
Organism: Kwoniella shivajii
Lineage: Eukaryota; Fungi; Basidiomycota; Tremellomycetes; Tremellales; Cryptococcaceae
Product: transketolase
Exons: 10
Coding region: 1-2061 (686 amino acids)
Biological process (GO): pentose-phosphate shunt
Cellular component (GO): cytosol; nucleus
Molecular function (GO): transketolase activity
Source: RefSeq, a predicted model, not a curated record
AUGUCCGGUUCAAACGAUCAGAUCGCUAUCAACACCAUCCGAGCCCUCGCUGCUGAUGUAGUAGGCAAGGCCAACUCCGGUCACCCUGGUGCUCCCAUGGGUAUGGCUCCUGUCGCCCACGUUCUUUUCAGUAAAUUCAUGAAAUUCAAUUCCAAGAACCCCAAGUGGAUCAACAGAGAUCGAUUCGUUCUUUCUAACGGUCAUGCUUGUGCCCUUCAAUACAUCCUCCUUCACCUUGCCGGAUACAAGGUCUCCAUGGAUGACCUCAAAGCAUUCCGACAAAUCGACUCUAUCACCCCCGGUCACCCCGAACUCGGCGUAACUGAUGGUAUUGAAGUCACCACUGGUCCCCUUGGUCAAGGUGUCUCAAACGCUGUUGGUCUUGCCAUUGCCCAAGCACACAUGGGUGCCGUCUUCAACAAGGAUAAUUUCUCUCUCAUUGACAACCACACUUACGUCUUCCUUGGUGAUGGAUGUCUACAAGAAGGUGUCGCUUCCGAAGCAUGUUCCCUCGCUGGUCACUUGAAAUUGGGUAAUUUGAUCGCUGUCUACGAUGACAACAAAAUCACCAUCGACGGUGACACCGCUGUAUCGUUUACUGAAGACGUAGAAGCCCGAUUCAAGUCUUACGGAUGGGAAGUUCUCCACGUUGAGAAAGGUGACGAUGACAUCGCUGCUAUCGAAGCCGCUCUCAAAGAAGCCCAAAAGUCCAAAGACGUACCUACCAUCAUCAACCUUAAAACCACAAUCGGUUUCGGUUCGCUUAAACAAGGUGGUCACGAUGUCCACGGUGCUCCCCUCAAAAAAGACGAUAUCACCCAAAUGAAGAAGAAGUUCGGUUUCAACCCUGAAGAGACCUUUGCCGUCCCCAAGGAGACUUACGACAUCUACAACGCUGCCGCUGAGAAAGGUGCCAAAGCUGAAGCUGAUUGGGAAGCUCUCUUCAAGCAAUACUCGGAGAAAUACCCCAAAGAAGCUUCCGAGCUCACUCGACGAGUCGAAGGUCGACUUCCCGAUGGAUGGGAGAAAGCCCUCCCCACCUACACCACCUCUGACGCCGCUGUCGGUUCCCGAAAACUCUCUGAGACCACCAUCAGCAAACUUGCUGAAGUCCUUCCUGAGCUUGUUGGUGGAUCUGCCGAUUUGACCGGUUCAAACUUGACUCGAUGGAAGAACGCCGAAGAUUUCCAACACCCUUCCACCGGCCUCGGUUCUUACGCCGGUCGAUACUUCCGAUUCGGUGUACGAGAACACGGUAUGGCUGCCAUCUGUAACGGUAUCGCCGCUUACGGCGGUCUUAUCCCAUUCGGUGCUACUUUCCUCAACUUCGUUUCAUACGCUGCCGGUGCCGUUAGACUUUCCGCUCUUUCUCACCUCCGAGUUCUCCAAGUCGCUACCCACGACUCCAUUGGUCUUGGUGAAGAUGGACCCACCCAUCAACCCGUUGAGACCGCUGCUUGGCUCCGAGCUAUUCCCAACCUUGCGUUCUGGCGACCUGCCGACGGUAACGAGACUUCCGCUUCUUACCUUGUCUCUAUCCUCUCUCAACACACCCCUUCCGUUCUCGCAUUCUCCCGACAAAACUUACCUCAACUUGCCAACUCUUCCAUUGAGAAAGCAGCCAAAGGUGGUUACGUACUUGAAGAAGUUGAAAACGCCGAUGUCACUCUUGUUUCCACCGGAUCAGAAGUACCUCUCUGUCUCGGCGCUGUAGAGCAACUCAAGUCAAAAGGAAUCAAAGCUAGACUUGUGUCCUUACCUUGUUUCGAAGUUUUCGAGACUCAAUCAAGAGAUUACAAGCUUUCCGUACUUCCUUCAGGUUCUCCUAUCCUUUCAGUAGAAGCUUACUCUACAUUCGGUUGGGGCCAAUACUCUCACGAUCACUUUGGUCUCAAAGCAUGGGGUGCCUCAGGUCCAUACGACCAAGUAUACAAAAAGUUCGACAUCACUCCCGAGGGCAUCGCUAAGAGAGCUGAGAAGGUUGUUGCAUUCUACAAGAAACGUGGUCAACCUGUAUUCUCCCCUUUGAUCUCUGCAUUAGAUGACAUCUCCGAUGAGUAG